Molecule: messenger RNA, 1110 nt
Organism: Raphanus sativus (radish)
Lineage: Eukaryota; Viridiplantae; Streptophyta; Magnoliopsida; Brassicales; Brassicaceae
Product: F-box/kelch-repeat protein At4g38940-like
Exons: 2
Coding region: 1-1110 (369 amino acids)
Molecular function (GO): protein binding
Source: RefSeq, a predicted model, not a curated record
AUGGCUAAGAGAAAAGGUUUUGGGAUUAUGUUUGACAAUGUCGUCGUCAAAGAAGGAGCAACCGCCGUCUCUGCUUCCAUCGCUUCCGGACGACAUCUCAUCAUUGACAUCUUAUCGCGUGUACGGAGGUGCGACUAUCGAAAACUCUCCCUUGUUUCCAAGCACUUCCGAUCACUUGUUGCGUCGCAUGCGCUAUACGCGAGACGAUCACUGUUAGGAUGCACGGAACGCCGUCUCUAUGUGUCCCUCUCUGACGGAGAAAACAGCUAUUACAAUCCUUAUAUUCUCUGCCGGAAAGCCAACGGCAAGCACCGCUUGGUCCUUAUCCCUUGGCCUACCAAUAUGCCUCACGUCCGAAGCUUUCUCACUUCGGGAUCGAAGAUAUAUGUGUUUGAUAGUUUGAACAGUUACCAACAUUUGCCAAUUCCAAGCACUGAAAGUAGAUUCCAAACGUUGCAUCCCAUGCCUAGUAUGAAUAAUAAUGUAACCAUGUUUGCUUCAGUUGCUGGCGUCAUUGACGGGAAAAUAUAUGUAACUGGAUAUACUAAAGUCCCAUCAGCGAAUAUGGUCAUGGCUGUGUUCAAUACCGAAACACAAAUAUGGGAGACUGCGACCGAGACCGAGACGAUGAUAGGUCGGCCCGUUGGUUGUGUGGUGAUGGCUGGUAAGAUGUACACGAGGGAUCCUUUUAACAGCUUCGUUUACGAUCCAAAGGAGUGUAAAUGGGAGAUAGAGGAGACGCUGAAUAUGUUUAAGUGGGAGGGUGGGCGUGUUGUUGAUGACGUAUUGUAUUACUUCGAUAAUCUUGGAGGGAAGGUGUUGAGAGCUUAUAACCCAAGAGAGAGUAGUUGGGUAGUGGUGAAAGGUUUGGAAAGAUUGGUGGCUGAGGCGAGAUUUUCAGAGUCGUCUUACACUGGGAGUUGCGGUGGGAAACUGGUUUUGUUUUUCUCUAAAGAUCGUAGGAUAAAAGGUAUCCGCUGUGCGCAGAUUUCACUUGAAAGGAGGCACCAGGGAAGAAGUGAGAUUUGGGGUAAAAUUGAUUGGUGUGAUGAUGUUUUGUUUCGUAGUGAUGAUCUUUUCGUUACGAAAACUCUAGAUGUUAUUCUUUGA